Molecule: messenger RNA, 2189 nt
Organism: Esox lucius (northern pike)
Lineage: Eukaryota; Metazoa; Chordata; Actinopteri; Esociformes; Esocidae
Gene: zwilch
Product: zwilch kinetochore protein
Exons: 18
Coding region: 146-2068 (640 amino acids)
Biological process (GO): protein localization to kinetochore; mitotic spindle assembly checkpoint signaling
Cellular component (GO): RZZ complex
Source: RefSeq, a predicted model, not a curated record
CCUCAAUUACGUCAUACGUUUGCUGGCAAUUUUCGCGCGAACGUCAAAUUCAAUCGUAGGCGUUGCUAACUUUGGCAUUCACUUUUCAAAAUGUUUUGAUGUCUUUUCAAAAUUCACAACAGCUGCAAUAUAUGUAUGUAAUAAAAUGGGCUCCAAGAUAAUCGCUGAUGCUUUACAGUUUUUAAAAAUUCUAAGGACGCUUCAGGAUGAAGGCAGAGACUCAUGUUUUUAUGAGGACCAUAUCCAGAUUCUGAAAGUAAAUGGAGCUAAACCAUUACAUUACAUCUACAAUGGCGACAGACCAGUCUUCAUCUGUGAAAAAAUUGCUGUAUUGUCCGGGGAUGAGGCCCCAGAUGUUCCAGACCCUGAUGAUGAGGAAAUGGACGAGUCACACUCUGGAGAUGAGAUGAGUCAGGAGGCCCGGAUAGAACCAGGACCACAGCCUCUCACCCUCUCGAAAGCAAGGCAGCUGUUGUCCUGGUACACCAUGUCUCAGAACACCGCCGUGCCUCCGGCCGGGUCCACACCACUUCUGACACCUCCGGCCGUGAACCUGGCCCCUCUGCUGCCACUCUGGGUGCGCUGUGACAUGGCAGACGCCGCCGCAACCGCCUGGCUCGCCGCGGAGCCCGUCUGCACCGGCAACAAGGUGUCCGGGGUGAAGCUGUACUCUGUCACUUGUAAAGGUUCAACUGUUGACAAAGGCACAUUCAUCACCUUAGAUGAGCUGAAACAGGAACAUAAGAAGCGACACCAUCAGUCGUCGGUGGUGUCUCGGGGCUCGGCCCAGUACAGCCUGUUUGGUUCUACGGUGGUGGAGAACACAACCAUCCAGUCUCAGAGCAGUGUGACGGCAGACUUCAGGUGGAACAAUGUGGAGAGCAUCCUGGAGGCCCCGCCUCUCUCCUCGAUGGCCACUCUGAACAUCAGGGUGUCCAGUGGAGACAUGAGGAGCCCCAUGUUUCAGAUGUUCAAGGAGUUGGAGUUUCUGCAGAUUCUGGCUGAUGGUCUGAGGACCGGGGAGACUGAGUGGAUGGAACCCCUGGAUGGCAGGUCUGCUGUGGAUCUUACCAGGGAAUAUCUGGAUGAAGUCCAGAACACAGUGAAGUCCCUGCAGGACCAAACCGCUAAAGAGGUGGAGACAGAAAAGGUGAAGGUGGAUUCAGCUGUAGAGGCGUCCAUAUUCACCAACCUGAUGGAGCGAGGAGACCUGGACUUCGUAGAGCAGCUCUGGGUGCGCAUGAGGAAGAGUGUGACUUCAUACCAGGACGUUAGAGACUGUCUGAAACUGGUCAUCCAAGCACUGCAGUAUGGUGACAUUAAACCAUGGAUCCACAGGGACAGCAGUAGCUCCCUCAGUAAGCUGAUUCUCCAGUCGUACCACCAUCAGAUGGACCUUGUCUCUCUGAGCGGCCUCACUCCUGUUCACAUGCUGCUGGAGAUGGGCUUAGACAAGAUGAGGAAGGACUACAUCAACUACCUAAUAGGUCAAGAACUUACCACACUGAACCAUCUGAGUUACUUCCUGAAUACUGAGGUGGAUCUUCAGGAGCAGGUGAUCAGACUGAGGAAACUACACCAUCUGCUGGAGAUCAUGGUGACCUGCAGCAGCUUCCUGGGCCUGCCCUAUGACAGGCUGUUCCUGUUGACACAGUCGUGUCUGCAGUACUACAAAACCUGCUCCUAUGAUGAAGACCACGAGUUCAAACUGCCAAUCAAACCUGCCCUGAUCAGCCACUUCUACCAAAAAGAGCCGGCAGUGUCCUGGAGUGUGGAGGUCUCCAGCGGCCACGGUCCCAGAGAGGUAAAGACAUCCUGGCAGCUGAGUGACAAGCCCCUGGUCAAUCACGUUGUUUUUGAAACAGCCUUUCAGAACGAGAUGACGUUGAACGUGGACAGUGAGGAGGUGACUGUGAACAGGCACAGUGAGGAGGUGACUGUGAACAGGCACAGUGAGGAGGUGACGGUGAACCGGGACAGUGAGGAGGUGACGGUGAACCGGGACAGUGAGGAGGUGGCCUAUUUCACCACAAUGACAUGUUGCAGCCUGGUCAACUUCUCUGUUUAGUAAAAAACAGACACAUAUAAUGAAAUCGACCUGGGUGCAGAUGGAGUUCAAUGUAGACAUUAACUUCAUUGCAAAAGCGUGAAAUAAAACUGUAAACAACAUUAAACAAUGUAUUUUUAAU